AUGCAAAUGAAGUCACCAUUAUCUCCCUCUUCCUCCCUUCUGAAAAACAAACCUCGACUCUCUCCCUACCUCUUCACACUCCUAGCUUUCAUCCUCUUUGUCACAAUCCUCUAUGGCGAGGACUUCAUGUGCAUCUUCAACCAACAGCUCCAAAACUACAACUACCCUGACACACUUUCCUCCUCCCAAACCGAGAGGUUGAAGCGGCAGAAGCUGCCGUUUGCGGUGGGGAAAGCGGCGGAAGGGUGUGACGUGUUCAGUGGGAGGUGGGUUCGGGACGAGUUGACUCGGCCUCUGUACGAGGAAUCGGACUGUCCGUACAUACAGCCGCAAUUGACUUGUCAAGAACACGGGCGACCCGAUAAGGAGUAUCAGAAAUGGAGGUGGCAACCACACGCUUGUGAUCUUCCCAAAUUCAAUGCCAGCUUGAUGCUUGAAACACUUCGUGGGAAAAGGAUGAUGUUUGUUGGAGACUCUCUCAACCGUGGCCAAUAUGUCUCUUUGGUAUGCCUUCUCCAUCAACUGAUUCCUGAAGAUGCCAAAUCCAUGGAAACCUUUGAUUCACUCACUGUAUUCACAGCCAAGGAAUACAAUGCCACGAUUGAGUUCUACUGGGCACCUUUUCUUCUUGAAUCAAACUCGGACAAUGCUGUCAUUCAUAGGGUAUCUGAUAGGAUAGUUAGAAAAGGUUCAAUCAAUAAGCAUGGCCGGAAUUGGAAAGGUGUUGACAUUUUGGUAUUCAACACCUAUCUUUGGUGGAUGACUGGCUUGAAGAUGAAGAUCUUACUUGGAUCUUUUGAUGAUGAAGUUAAAGACAUUGUGGAGCUCACUACAGAGGAUGCUUAUCGUAUGGCUAUGAAAAGUAUGCUUAGAUGGGUGAGGCUGAACAUGGAUCCAAAGAAAACUAGAGUCUUCUUCACAAGCAUGUCACCUUCUCAUGGAAAGAGCAUAGACUGGGGAGGUGAACCAGGAGGAAACUGCUACAACGAAACAACUCUGAUUGAUGAUCCUGCAUACUGGGGCUCUGACUGUAGGAAGAGUGUAAUGCAAGUGAUUGGACAAGUGUUCAGCAAAUCCAAAGUGCCCAUUACAUUUCUCAAUAUAACCCAGCUUUCCAAUUACCGCAGAGAUGCACACACUUCAAUCUACAAGAAGCAAUGGAACCCAUUGACUCAAGAGCAAUUAGCUAAUCCUGUUAGCUACGCUGAUUGUGUGCAUUGGUGUUUGCCUGGCCUUCAAGACACUUGGAAUGAGCUUCUUUUUGCCAAGUUAUUUUAUCCUUAA
Messenger RNA from Gastrolobium bilobum, 1284 nucleotides. RefSeq names its product protein trichome birefringence-like 33. The transcript has 6 exons. The coding region runs from base 1 to 1284 and encodes 427 amino acids. Gene Ontology annotation, cellular component: Golgi apparatus. Gene Ontology annotation, molecular function: O-acetyltransferase activity. The record is from RefSeq and is a predicted model, not a curated record. Lineage: Eukaryota; Viridiplantae; Streptophyta; Magnoliopsida; Fabales; Fabaceae.